Molecule: messenger RNA, 4788 nt
Organism: Spirometra erinaceieuropaei
Lineage: Eukaryota; Metazoa; Platyhelminthes; Cestoda; Diphyllobothriidea; Diphyllobothriidae
Source: the annotation of a GenBank genome assembly
AUGGUCCCACCAUGCUGUUUGGCAGAAGACGCUGACUUUGAUAAGGAUAAUAAUAAUAAUACUGAUGACGACGGUGGUGGUGGUGGUGGUGGUGAUGGUGGUGGUGGUGGUGGUGGUGGUGGUGGUGGUGGUGGUGGUGGUGGGAAAGAAAAGGACAAGCAUGCGUGUGCAGGUGGUGACUGGUAGUUGGGCUCUGAUGCUGAGGAUGACAUGUCAUCCGAUGAGUCAUUGCCCACUCAUUGUCAUCAUUUAUGACCGAGGAUCAUGAAAGAGCCGCCAAAGCGAAGUCUAGGAAUCCAGACACUCUCGUCUACGCCACCCCGUCAGGCGAAUGUUUUCGCUCAAUGUCAUUUCCUUCCGGUGGCGGUGUAUGCAUCGGCGGCAGGAACAUCACUUCGACAGCCGCCCUCGGAAGACACGAGAUCGCGCGCCUAGAGAGCUCGACUUGAUGCGUCUGUGCGCGUGUGUGCACCCGCUAGGUUGUCAGAAGCAACUGUUCCGAAGUUCAUCGUUGUUGCCGCCAUCAUCGCCGGCGUCGGCCCCGUCAGCAGUAGCAUCGUUGUCGUCACAGACGACUGCGGAUGCAAAGUCGUCAGUAAAUGCGAACGAGUUAGUUUUUCAGGGCACGAGAGAGAGAAGGGGGGCACAAGAGGUUCAGGAAGUGUAACCUUCGCAGAUGCAAACGUAAAGCUGCCCUUCCUCUGAAAGUGAUGAAUACAACUAGCGGUGACUUUUCUCCAACAGGUCAUCGCGCCCUCCUGGCAACGGACACUUCGGCCUGCCACCGUAGUACAUGCAUUUAGUUACCGGUCCCAUGCUGAGGUGGAUUAUAAUGUGAAAUGACGGGGGGUCUGCGGUGUAGGUAGGUCUCAAACGCCAACAGACUAAAUGAAGAGUACUCAAUUUACCGACAAGACGUUAAGCACAAGCUCCUAAAUCAGAAAUUUCUGACAGAUGUCGCUUCUGUUGUUUUGGCUCUUGGUCUAGGACUGCCUUUUGCGCGACGGCUUACAUGAAUGUCCGGAAUAUUCUACACCGCCCACUCCACAGGGGCCAAUUUCUAGAAGCUUGUGGACGGUGGAUUCACCGAAGUGGUGUGGGGAGCCAGUGCGCUUGUUAGUCGAACUUCCAGACUGCUGGGACAGCUUGCUGUUAGGAUCAAUAAAAGAAACGCAACAAACGGGUAAUCUUCUACGGCCUCACCGUGCGCCUCCUUGGUCAAAAAAUGGGCUGCACUAUCCGCUAGGGGGGGCUCUGAGGGACUUAGCCAACCCACGAAGACGACAGACCUCCGGCUUCCUUCUAAUGAUUUAAUUUUAUUCUAAAACAAAUUCCGCUAUCGCCACGACGUCAGUCGCCAGGGAAAUCGUUUAAAAAGAAGAGCAGAGCAUUCACGUCCUAUUGUGCUGAGCAUUGGUAUAUUUCAAAAGCUGGGGUUCAAUUCAGAAAAAACGUAAAUGUGGACAGAUUGAUAUGUCGCUUUAGGCAAUUUCUGUCUUCAGCCAACCGCUGCUCUUUUCAGUCCUGUCUUACUCCCACAACUUGCCCAUAUCCUAUCGAACUCACAGUCAGCCCUCAGGGUGACAGUGGAACACUCCUGUGCAGCGCCAGUGAGUGCUUGUGUAAUAAGGAGUUGACCCCCUUUGUGGUCUGGUAUCUACAAUCACGGGAUCACCUAUGGCGUGGAGCCUAAUAAAUUAUCCCAGGUAAAUCCCCCACGCUCUGUCGGUCUUGCCUCGAUAAGUGGCUCCUCGCCGAUUGGCCAUAACGGCACCUAACCCCACAAUCACUUGAUUCCCAAAAGUUACGCACAUGUGUGAGAAUGUCAGAGCUUCAUUGUACUCCUUUCCUCCUUUUUGUCUGUAUGCUUAAGAAGGCCUUGGUUUAUUAAGUUCUGAGGGUGAACAUUCCGUGCAAAUUUCUUGGGCAGAUGUUGGGCGCUCUGCGUCCGAACCUCCGAGUUGUUUUAUUGGGUUUUGGUUCUUGGCAGGUAACCUCACUCGCCACUCAUUCAAAAUAAAGGGCGGCCGCUGUUCCACCUCCUCUGUUCUUUUCAGUGGGACAUCAGGGAAGAUGGUGUUAUGCAAUUUAUGGAGGUGCCGCGGCUCAUGAAGAAUGUAUUGAAAUAUGGCGUCUAGAGUAACUGAUGGCAAUGGUUUCUGGUUCCUGUGACCUUGACCCUUGGAAACUCCUCGAUGCAUGAUUGGUCGGUUUACAAGCUGCGGCAUUGGAAGUAAAGACGUUACUUAUACAGAUAAGAUCAUCUCAUGUGAGUUUCAAACUUCGAAUUUCCCGCACUGCGUCGUAUGCCUCCUCCAGGCGCUGGCGUAAAAGCAAGUCCCCAAGUCAGGAAGAAUGGACAUGCUCAAUGAGAUCAUGACAAAGGGUGUCACAAUUCCGUUAGGCCAAGCUCUUCUCCAUAAGCCAUACGUGUCAUCCAAAACAACAUGGCAUUUGAAUUGAGUGCAAGUGAUGUAGAGGGAGUCCGUGAUGUUUAAAACUAUUUUGCUUGGCUUUUGGAGUUGCAGCGCGUCUCAAAAAUCACUAGGCUCUUUCUUUCUUCUAUCAUUCGAACAAACUGAAGCCAUAAGCUUUUGACAACUUGGACUGCGGCAUUUUUUGAUUGCAUAUCAUUCACUUGCCCACGACCCCCAAAUGUCGGUUGGGGCAGCGUUGCAAAAUUUUCGCCUAACAAGAAGCUUUUCAGUCCUCGACUGCAGUUCAGCAUGAGUUUACGGGGGCCGUCUCACCGAUUCAACACGUGACACUAAUUAUGCUAUCUCUGGCAGGUUUCUGGAAACAGAACCUACUCUUGACGAACCCCAAAACGGAGGGCCUACUACAGCCACCACCAACAUCUAACAGGUAGAGGGCACGCUGAUCAAUUGUUUCUGCGGUACUCACUCGUUUCGUUGUGCCUCAGGGCUCUCUCUCUCGAGCCCAACCAGCAGCCGCACAGCGGCGCAUGAUAUAUAGACAGAAUGGCAUUGCCGGCAAAGACAAGGGAGACUGGAAUGGCCACUUCUGGCUUAUUAACUGCCGUCAGCCAGUCAUACUUAACCCUGAAGUGUGGAGCACCUGUGGCUCGAUCCCGCGACCUAUUAGUUAGAAGCCCAACGCCUCAAACUACUGGGCCACGAGCCCGUUGUCCUGUCGGUUUCGAUCGGGAAUAUACAAUGGUUGGGGGCGCUCACCGAUCGUUCUUACGGAACUUACUCGUCCCGCUGUGCCUUACGGGCUCUAUCUUGAGGUCAACCAGCAGCCACACAGCUGCGCAUGAUAUAGGCAGAAUGGAGUUACCGACAAAGACAAGGGAGACUGAAAUUACAUGAUGCCAGAACCGGUGUUUGCGGCGAGUAGAACAGGAACAGGUCAGACGAUAUCUUUGCAGAGUAUCGAGCGGCCAUGGAGUGCGGUCUUCAGGGCACAUCCUUCAAGUUUGUCCCCAAGCACUACGCUAACAUUCAAAUGGACAUAUGCUUUGGGAGACUGUCCAAUCAAUGUUCGCGUCUGCUAAUUAGAAGUAAUUUCUUGUGAUUAGUACACACAGAUACGUGCUAGAAACCAUUAAACCUGUUUCGACGGCAGGGUAUUUGGCUCCUAAUAGGCUUCACAGUCAUCUGCUGACAAUUUUUACGUUGACUGCAGUUGAAAAUGGUUAUUAAUAGUUGCACCAGAGGUUGUAAGACAAACAUGACCCAAAUUCCUUAAACAGUUAUUGCAGCUGUAGCACCUGUUUUGUAGUUUUUUGGAUUGAUUUCAAGUGGAAUUGUGAAGCUCAUCUAGGGCAGUACUGAGGAAUUCGUGUAGGAAGUGAAGUUUCAUAUGAAUACAGGGCCUUCAAAAUGCAGGGGAUGAGAAUGCAAUCAAUAAAUCCCAGGCAUCGUGUAAGCCAAGUAGAAAAUAUCGGUUGUCAUGUUCAAAAAUGGCAUUGCUGAACUUUGGCAUGAGUGACAAUUUGCGUUGAAUACGUAUGACAAUAUGACUGUAUUAGCCAACCUCUUUUCCAUAUGCCUUCCAAACCUCUAGUUUUAACAGUUUCCUUAUACUACGGACGAAAAUUACCAGCCUCUUCCUCUCACCGAAGGCCUAAGACAUGCCAUGCAAAUUCUAGGAGAGCUAAUUCGAGAGACACAGCUAAGUUCAAGUAUAAGGUCUCAUGGCAACGCCUCAUGACAUUACCUUCAUAAAAGUGAAGGGCGCUUUGUGCUCCCAACACCUGUCAAUGGGCCUACCUCAACGCAAUUUAGGAAAGCGAGUUUAGUCUUUGAUGUGGUAUGAGCGAUGCACUCAAAAGUGUGACUUUUAGUUUACACCCCUCAUCCUUCCACCACCUGUCUCGCGAGCUGCCUCCAUAAAGAGCAAAGUCCAACCCUUUAAUUUGGGGACCUCAGUGCGAGUGUGGUUGCUCCAUUUGUAGACGGGUGUUUAAUGGGUACCUUCAUCCGGUAGGGGCAGAAAUUGGGCCGACUCUGAACAUCCAGUAAUUAUAUGUUCAGUCCCCCCCCCCUCCCUCUCCCCGUGCACACGCGAUGCCAUCACUGAUCACCUCCACACCGUCUACGACGCCCACUGCCAGUUACUCCUUAGGCUUGUUUUAAUGAUAGGUGGACGGGUAUGACCGUUGUGACAGAUCCCAUCGCGUCGCUGCCUACAGAGCUGGCCAACUGUCAGGCGGUUGGCGGGGGCCGUUUGCGUGACCCACCAGGCACUCCCAAGGGCAUCAGGAGAUCCGGCAUCCGGGUGUGCAAGGAACAGCGCCGACGGGCAGGAGGUCUGGGCCACUAG